UGUAAAACCCGAAAAGCUCACACAGAACCCAUCUGCGGUGAAAACGCAGCAGCGGCAGUUCACUAGUAAGCCACCACCCAGCGCCGUUUUCCUUUGCCCCUUAUUAUUUUUUUUUCUUGGCCUUUUUAUCCAAGUCUUUUCUUCUCUAUUUUUUAUAAACCCGCCUACCCUUUGCAACCCUCUUUUAACUCUCAUCAUCUAUGGCUUCCUCACCCGAAGAAAAUCGCCGACGGCCGAUCGACGACGACGACGACGAGACCGAACCCGACGAAGACGUCGAUUACGAAGAAAUCGAGGAAGAAGACGAAGAUGAAGAAGAAGAAGAACAGCCAAAGCCAGUUACCGAAGAAUCUCGAAUGCGUUCCGAUAGGGUUAAAAUGGAGAGUUUAUUCCGGCGGCUAUCUUCAGAGCGAGUGCCUUUACGAGUCCACGAUGUGAUUAUUAAAGGCAAUACUAAGACUAAGGAAUCACUCAUCGAAGUUGAGGUAGAAGCCCUAAAAAAUGCCACUACUGUUCAGGAGUUGCUUAAGGCGGCUAGUAUUGCUAAUGCGAGACUUCAACAGCUUGAUAUCUUCGAUUCCGUUAAUAUUACUCUUGAUUCCGGCCCACCGGAGCUGCCUGGGACUACUAAUGUGGUUGUUGAGGUUGUGGAAAGUGAAAAUCCACUUACUGGAAGUGUUGGAGUUUUUUCCAAGCCUGAGGCUAGAGCUUGGUCGCUUGAAGGUUCAUUGAAGCUGAAAAACUUGUUAGGUUAUGGGGAUAUAUGGGAUGGGUCUUUGGCUUAUGGCUGGGACCUCACUUCAGAGGUUAGUGCUGGUGUGUCUCUACCCAGAUUCAAAAGAUUGAUCACCCCUGUGACAGCUCGAUUAUCUCUUCUUUCUCAAGAUUGGCUGAAGUUCUCCUCUUACAAAGAACGAGCUUUGGGACUUUCUCUUGGCCUACUGUCAUCUAGAAGCCAUGAUUUGACAUACAGUCUCUCUUGGCGAGCCUUGACUGACCCAUCACAAAUGUCAUCGAGAGCAGUGAGGAGACAGCUUGGACAUAGUUUAAUUUCAGCUCUAAAGUAUACAUUUAAAAUUGAUGGGAGAAACUCUCCUCUGAGACCAACCCGAGGAUUUGCCUUUCUUUCAUCUUCUCAAAUUGGUGGCCUCCUACCAGAUCACCGGGGGUUACGCUUUCUCCGUCAGGAGUUGGACUUCCGCUAUGCUUUACCUCUGGGAUUUUAUAAUGCCGCUCUCAACAUUGGAAUUUCUGCUGGUGUAACUGUCCCAUGGGGAAGUGGGUUCUUAAGUCUGCCUACCUUUUUACCUGAGAAAUUUUUUCUGGGUGGUAAUUCUUCUCCAGUUUGUGCACUUGGGGGGCCAUCAUCUUUAUUGGGCUUCAAGACCAGGGGAUUGGGACCUGCUGAACCUAGAAGGCAAGUUGUAGAGAAUUCCAGUGAUGAGAGCUAUGAUGCAGCUUCUGCAAUGGAUUUUGUGGGAGGAGAUCUCGCUGUUACUGCUUUUGCAGACCUUUCUUUUGAUCUACCAUUGCGGGUAUUGAGAGAAGCUGGGAUUCAUGGCCAUGCUUUUGCUUGUACCGGAAGCCUGAACAAAUUAACAGAAAAUGCCUAUAAAGAUUUGUCUUUACAGAAAUUCCAAGAAUCAUUCCGAGCUUCAGCUGGAUUUGGUGUCAUUGUACCGACCAAGCUCUUCCGAAUGGAGGUUAAUUACUGCUACAUACUGAAGCAGCAAGAGCAUGACCGAGGGAAGACUGGUGUGCAGUUCAGCUUCUCUUCAUCUUUCUAGAUGCUCAACGUUGCAUGUUAUGUUGUGAAUUGAUAACGGCAUAAUUUUCUUCCAGUAAAAUUGACAUAGUUUUAUCCCGCAUUUCUCUGUUUUGUCUGAGAUGCGAAUUUAGUCGGCCCCAGGAAGUGCACUUCAGUUUCAAACUAUGGACAUUUUUCAACCCACUGUUACAAGCAAAUAAUUGGUGGUGAGUAUUAGUAUACAUGGUUUCCCUCCGACUGGAAUUUUAUGGACGAUGAAUACUGUGAUUUUCUAGCGGGUGAAAAGAUCCUCUGCCCCACAUUCCCUUUUUACUUCUUCUCAUAAUUCAGCUUUCGAAUUGAUGAUUUCGAUGUGCUAUACCUUGUAUGAAGAACUCACUCCAUUACAGUU
Nicotiana tabacum (common tobacco) is the source of this 2159-nucleotide messenger RNA. RefSeq lists its product as uncharacterized. Lineage: Eukaryota; Viridiplantae; Streptophyta; Magnoliopsida; Solanales; Solanaceae. The record is from RefSeq and is a predicted model, not a curated record. Gene Ontology annotation, cellular component: outer membrane.